Molecule: messenger RNA, 1195 nt
Organism: Musa acuminata AAA Group (dessert banana)
Lineage: Eukaryota; Viridiplantae; Streptophyta; Magnoliopsida; Zingiberales; Musaceae
Product: transcription factor bHLH94-like
Exons: 3
Coding region: 129-1043 (304 amino acids)
Biological process (GO): regulation of transcription by RNA polymerase II
Molecular function (GO): RNA polymerase II cis-regulatory region sequence-specific DNA binding; protein dimerization activity; DNA-binding transcription factor activity, RNA polymerase II-specific
Source: RefSeq, a predicted model, not a curated record
UAGCUUUUUCUCUCACCGCCACGGAGGAGGAGGAGAAAGAAGAGCUCGGUCUCAGUAUGUUUGCGCCCAUCUAAGCUUUCCUUGGUGUUAGCGUCCGAAGAGAGAGAGAGAGAGAGAAAGAGAGGCAUAUGGCACUGGAAGCUGUGGCGCUCCCACAGGACCUCUUCGGUUGCGCCGUGAACGAGUUGUACAACAUGGGAGGAGCAGCGUGGUGCUACGCCUUCGGUGAUGAGGGGGAGGAGAAGGGUGUGGCGUUAGAUUGUAAGAUAAGUGGUGGUGGAGGAGGUGGCAUGCAUGGGAAUUUGGACGUCUCUUCGGGUGCAAGCUCGUCGCUGCUGGAGACAGCUGCCAAGGACGGCGCCUUGGUCAUCGGCCGAGAGGCAACGGCAGGGGGGAGGAAGAGGCGGCGCACCAAGGUUUUCAAGAACCAGGAGGAGGUGGAGAACCAAAGGAUGACCCACAUCGCCGUGGAGCGGAACCGGCGGAAGCAGAUGAACGAGUACCUGGCUGUGCUCCAAUCACUCAUGCCGGCCUCCUACGUUCAAAGGGGUGAUCAAGCAUCGAUCAUCGGAGGGGCGAUAAACUUCGUCAAAGAGCUCGAACAACUGGUCCAAUCCCUCGAGGCUCGAAAGCGAGUCGCGAAACGCAUGGACGCGGCUCCGUUCGCCGACUUCUUCACCUUCCCCCAGUAUUCGACCACCGGUUCGCGCAGCGCAAACAAUGACUGCGCGGACGAGGGGGCGACAGAGAACCGGCCGGCUGUGGCUGACAUAGAGGUGACCAUGGUGGAGAGCCACGCCAACCUCAAGGUCCUCUCCAGGCGGCGGCCGAAGCAGCUGCUGAAGAUGGUGCUGGGGCUGCAGAACCUCCGGCUGACCACCCUCCACCUCAACGUGACCUCCAUUGCCGAGAUGGCCUUCUACUCUUUCAGCCUGAAGGUGGAAGACGAUUGCCAACUGACAUCGGUGGAUGAAAUUGCAACUGCGGUCCAUCAGAUGGUUGGGACGAUUCAGGAGGAUGCUGAUCGCGACAGCAAUCUGUGAUUGUAAUCUAACCACAAUAAGUAGAUCCAGCAAUCCACUACUGUUCUUAUAUGCAGCUUUGAGAUCUUGUUGUAGUGUCUCAAUCCUUGAAGAGUAUUCAAGCAUAGCUUUAAUAUAUGAGCUCACAUGCAUGCAUGUAGCCAAUUCAAAGA